AUGGCCCCACAGGAGGCCCGCAGGCGCGGGGCGGCGCCCGUCGCCGAGGAGCCCCGGCGCGCCGCGGAGGUCGCAGCGGUGCCGCCCGCGCCGCUGGUCGGGCCUUCUCCGCCGCGGGAGGCACCGGCGGCGUUGCCCACGCAGUUGGCGCCCAUGGACGUGCUGUUGCCGUCGCGCCAGGCCCCGGCGGCCUCCGAGAGCGACCGGCGCGAGGCGCGCGAGGCCGAGGAGCUGCGCCGCGAGCGCGCGGAGGCGGAGGCCAGGCGGCGGGAGGCGGAGCGGGCCGCGCCGCCGGACAAGAAGGAGUCGGGCGCCGUGGUCCAGGCGCUCAUGCUGCUCCGGCGCCGCUACAAGGACUCUGAUCCGGCGGGCUUGUUGGCGUGCCUGCAGACGCUGAAGGCGUACAUCAGCAACCUGGCGAAGAGCCCACUGGAUCCCAAGUUCCAGCGGAUCAACUGCGACAACAAGGGCUUCCAGUCCCGGGUCGCGCCCUUCGACGGCGCCAGGGCAGUGCUGGAGGCGUGCGGCUUCCAGCCCGAGGGCGGCGCGCUGGUCGUGAGCGAGACGUUCACCAAGUCGAAGGGCCCGAAGCUGUGGGACGCCCUGGCGAAGAUCGACGUCCUGAUCGACCAGCUGAGCCGGGCCACCUGAGAGCUGCAGGCUGCUUGGUCUCGCCUUGCCUCUCGCGCCGACGGCGCGCGCCCGCCUGCCAGGACCUCGAGCGCGCGGGCUCCCCAGGGCGCCCGCUCGGGCGACGAGACGGGACACGCAGAGAGUUCGUCGCCCGGCCCGCGCGGAGCCACACGCGCGCUGGCGCAGGUCGAGCAUCUCGGGCCGCGUCCGCGUGGAGAAGCGCUUCUUGCUGUCUGCGCUGCGCUUCGCUCUGCAGUGCCGUCGGAACGAGGGUUGACCUUGGAGGAGCACCCCCGUUGUUCGUCCUCCCCUGCUGCGGCCCUCCCCCUUAGACCAUCCUUCGUCGG
Molecule: messenger RNA, 980 nt
Organism: Prorocentrum cordatum
Lineage: Eukaryota; Dinophyceae; Prorocentrales; Prorocentraceae
Source: the annotation of a GenBank genome assembly